AUGACUGAAGAGCCCAUAAAGGAGAUGCUGGGAACCUCAAAGCCUCCCAAGCCAGUGUCAACGGAGAAAAGCUCCAACAAAGAAGUGGUGAUCACUAUGGUCCCCCUGGUCAGUGAGAUUCAGCUGACGGCGGCUACAGGGGGCGCCGAGCUCUCCUGCUACCGCUGUAUCAUCCCGUUCGCUGUGGUGGUCCUCAUUGCAGGCAUAGUGGUCACUGCUGUGGCUUACAGCUUCAACUCCCAUGGCUCCAUCAUCUCCAUCUUCGGCCUGUCCCUGCUGUCAUUUGGACUGUUUUUGCUAGCCUCCAGCGCCUUGUGCUGGAAGGUGAGACAAAGGAGCAAGAAAGCCAAAAGACGGGAGAGUCAGACGGCUCUCAUGGCAAAUCAGAGAAGCCUGUUUGCUUAG
Chrysochloris asiatica (Cape golden mole) is the source of this 405-nucleotide messenger RNA. RefSeq names its product transmembrane protein 100 (gene TMEM100). Gene Ontology annotation, biological process: cellular response to BMP stimulus. The record is from RefSeq and is a predicted model, not a curated record. The transcript has a single exon. The coding region runs from base 1 to 405 and encodes 134 amino acids. NCBI's taxonomy places the organism in Eukaryota, Metazoa, Chordata, Mammalia, Afrosoricida, Chrysochloridae.